This is a messenger RNA of Myxocyprinus asiaticus (Chinese sucker), 5756 nucleotides long. RefSeq names its product sarcoplasmic/endoplasmic reticulum calcium ATPase 3-like. Gene Ontology annotation, molecular function: ATP binding; P-type calcium transporter activity; ATP hydrolysis activity. Gene Ontology annotation, biological process: calcium ion transmembrane transport; intracellular calcium ion homeostasis. Bases 253 to 3231 code for a protein of 992 amino acids. Gene Ontology annotation, cellular component: membrane. The record is from RefSeq and is a predicted model, not a curated record. The transcript has 22 exons. NCBI's taxonomy places the organism in Eukaryota, Metazoa, Chordata, Actinopteri, Cypriniformes, Catostomidae.
AGCGCGCGCGCGCACUACAUCACUCGAGCUCACAGAGAACAGCUUCAGGACGCACGGAGGUACCAUACACGGGUUCAAACCGGCGGCUUGCAGAAGGGGCAGGUGGACUACAGCGUAGACUACCACCUCCGCUUGGCGGUCAGAUAGCACCUCGGUGGAGAUUUGUUGACUUCUCAGAGCUCGUCCGUAACCUCGGUGUAAUUUGUCAUAAAUACAUGCCGUUCAAGUGCUCGUAGUAAACAGUUCCUCGAGAUGGAAAACGCCCACACUAAAUCUGCAUCAGAAGUUUUAGCAAACUUCGGUGUGAACGAAAACACUGGACUCACGCUGGAACAAGUGAAAAUUAAUUCAGAAAAAUAUGGACCAAACGAGCUCCCAGCCGAAGAAGGUAAGUCGUUGUGGGAGUUGGUGGUGGAGCAGUUUGAGGACCUCCUGGUGAGGAUUCUGCUGCUGGCAGCCUGUGUGUCUUUUGUGUUGGCACUGUUUGAGGAGGGGGAGGAGUCAACCACAGCCUUUGUGGAGCCCAUUGUCAUCCUGCUCAUUCUGGUGGCCAAUGCUGUCAUUGGAGUAUGGCAGGAGCGAAAUGCAGAGAAUGCCAUUGAGGCUCUGAAAGAAUAUGAGCCAGAGAUGGGCAAAGUGUACCGCAUGAACCGCACAGCCGUCCAGAGGAUCAAAGCUCGGGACAUUGUACCUGGAGAUAUUGUGGAGGUUUCUGUUGGGGACAAGGUGCCAGCAGAUAUCAGGAUCACCUCAAUCAAAUCCACCACCUUAAGAGUGGACCAGUCCAUCCUCACAGGUGAGUCUGUGUCUGUUAUCAAACACACUGACCCUGUGCCAGACCCUCGAGCUGUCAAUCAAGAUAAGAAGAACAUGCUGUUUUCUGGCACAAACAUUGCUGCGGGUCGGGCCAUCGGGGUAGUUGUCUCCACUGCUGUUUCCACUGAAAUCGGUAAGAUCCGUAAUCAGAUGGCGGCCACCGAACAAGAGAAGACUCCGCUGCAGCAGAAGCUGGAUGAGUUUGGUCAACAGCUCUCGAAGGUUAUCUCCCUCAUCUGCAUCGCCGUGUGGGUCAUUAACAUCAGCCAUUUUGCUGACCCGGUCCACGGUGGCUCCUGGAUCAGAGGUGCCAUCUACUACUUCAAGAUAGCCGUGGCCUUGGCUGUGGCGGCUAUACCAGAAGGUCUGCCGGCUGUUAUUACCACCUGCCUGGCUCUGGGCACCCGUCGCAUGGCCAAGAAAAAUGCCAUUGUCCGUUCACUGCCCUCGGUUGAGACCCUGGGAUGCACCUCCGUUAUCUGCUCAGACAAGACAGGAACCUUGACGACCAACCAGAUGUCUGUCUGCAGGAUGUUUGUGGUUAAUAAGGCUGAUGACACCAGCUGCUCCCUGCAUGAGUUCACCAUCACUGGCUCAACCUAUGCUCCAGAGGGACAAGUGCUAAAAGCUGAUAGGCCAGUGCAGUGUGGAGACUACGAUGGUCUAGUGGAGCUGGCUACUAUCUGCUCCCUGUGCAACGAUUCCUCGCUGGACUAUAAUGAGGCCAAAGGAGUGUAUGAAAAAGUGGGUGAGGCCACAGAAACUGCGCUCACAACACUGGUGGAGAAGAUGAAUGUGUUUCAUACCGACCUCUCUGGACACAGCAAAGUGGACAGAGCUGCAGCGUGUAACUUGAUUAUCAAGCAGCUCAUGCAGAAAAAGUUCACACUGGAGUUUUCAAGAGACAGGAAGUCCAUGUCCGUGUACUGCACUCCCAAUGGUUCGAACUCUCAGAGCAAGAUGUUUGUCAAGGGUGCUCCAGAGGGUGUGAUUGACCGCUGUCAGUUUGUGCGUAUUGGCAAAGAUCGGAUUCCAUUGACCAUGGAGGUGAAGGAUAAGCUGAUGAGCACUAUCAGAGAUUGGGGGACAGGCAGGGACACACUGCGCUGCUUGGCUCUGGCCACACGAGACUCUCCCCCUCCUGAUGACAAAAUGGACCUGGAAAACGCUGCCAAGUUCUCCGAAUACGAGUCAAAUCUCACCUUUGUUGGCUGUGUGGGCAUGCUGGACCCGCCCAGGAAGGAGGUGAUUGGCUCAAUUAAGCUGUGCAGGAAAGCAGGUAUACGUGUCAUCAUGAUCACUGGAGACAACAAGGGCACCGCCGUGGCCAUCUGCAGGCGCAUCGGCAUUUUCAGCGAGGACGAAGACGUGGAAGGGAAGGCCUACACAGGCAGAGAGUUUGAUGACUUAGCUCCAGAGGCCCAGCGAGAAGCUGUGAAAAGGGCACGCUGCUUCGCUCGUGUCGAGCCUGCACACAAGUCAAAGAUCGUGGCUUAUCUACAGUCCUUCGACGAGAUUACAGCUAUGACUGGAGAUGGCGUGAAUGACGCCCCUGCCUUAAAAAAGGCAGAAAUUGGCAUAGCCAUGGGCUCGGGCACAGCUGUAGCCAAGUCAGCCUCAGAGAUGGUGCUUUCCGACGAUAAUUUCUCCACCAUCGUGGCUGCAGUGGAGGAGGGCCGAGCCAUCUACAACAACAUGAAGCAGUUUAUCCGUUACCUCAUCUCCUCCAAUGUGGGAGAGGUGGUCUGUAUUUUCCUGACAGCCAUCCUCGGUCUGCCUGAGGCUCUGAUCCCUGUCCAACUGCUGUGGGUGAAUCUGGUGACAGAUGGUCUACCUGCCACUGCCCUGGGCUUCAACCCCCCCGACCUGGACAUCAUGGACAAGCCUCCCCGAAACCCUAAAGAGCCUCUUAUCUCCGGCUGGCUCUUCUUCAGAUACAUGGCCAUUGGAGGAUAUGUGGGUCUAGGAACUGUCAGUGCUGCCACCUGGUGGUAUUUGUUUGAUGAGGAGGGGCCACAGGUGUCUUUUUAUCAGCUGCGCCACUUCAUGCAAUGUACAGAUGAGAACCCCAUGUUCAAGGACAUUAACUGUGAGGUCUUUGAGUCACGCUACCCCACCACCAUGGCUCUCUCUGUGCUUGUUACCAUAGAGAUGUUCAACUCUCUUAACAGCCUGUCAGAGAAUCAGUCUCUGUUGAGGAUGCCACCCUGGGUGAAUAUAUGGCUACUGGGGGCCAUAAUCCUCUCACUGUCUCUACACUUCCUCAUCCUGUAUGUGGAGCCUCUACCACUCAUCUUCCAAGUAACUCCACUACGCUGGUCCCAAUGGAUCGUAGUCCUCAAGAUCUCAAUUCCUGUCAUCCUAUUGGAUGAGGCACUCAAGUAUAUCUCCCGCCACCAUUUAGAAGCAGUUUAACUUUCUCCUCUCAUUUUUGAAAAGGUGAAGAGGAGGAACGGUACAGGAAGAGUCGGCAGCUGAAAUUCUAAGACAACUUCCUCCAGACACACAUGAACACACACAAAUCCCCCACCUGUUCCAUUGAGCAUUUAAGACUGCUCUUCACACACACAUCCUCACACACCAUGUCAUCACUUUUCCAGUGUCAAGCCACUACUAAAAACAAGCAGGGCUUGUAGUUUGUUACAGUUUGUGUGUGUGUUUAUAUGAGAGCAAGAGAGAGAUUGUGUGUGUAUGUGUGUUGGCAUGUGCAUGGGCCUAAUUCAUGUCAAGCAGAGUUGUGACAAACUGCAAAAGUUGUUUAGAGAUUUCUUUUUUUAUUUUAUUUUGCUCUGGGGUUUUUUUUAGCUCUCACACACUUGCUGUACAUAGUAGGGCAGUAAUUAGAGCAUUUUAAGGGAAUAGAAAAGGGUUAAACAUUAGAAGUUUGGGUUGAGUUUAUGAAGGGCUUCAAGACAGUUAAUCAUAAUUUGGCCACAGAUAUAGAAAGAUGAGGAUAAAGAUAGCAUUUGCUCUGUGUGCAUCUUCUAAUGUGUGUGUAGAUGUUUGUGUUUGGACUGAAUGGCCAGUUUCUUUGAGUGGUCGGCUCUAGUUUCUCUUUCUCUUCUUUCUUCCUCUCUUUUCUUCCAUUCUCUCUUCAUUCACUCUCGGCGAGUUACGUAUGUGUUUACUGUGUCUCUCUAUCUCCUCUACAAAGUGGGUUGCCACCACCAUUGCUGAGAGUUCCUCCUCUCAGCCAUAAGGUUCAUUUAGAUAACUGUUUACACAAGGCUUCUAUAUUGCACUUGAAUAAAAACCUACAUUUAUUAGAUCAAGGCUAAAAUAGGUGUGACAUAGUCAGCAUGCUAUUGUAAAAUAUUCUAAAUCAGAUCUGAUAAGCUGAGAAUUUUGAUCCAUACUCAAUACCUUCAUUAGCCAACAUUAAAAUGCUCUUGACAAUCCUAUGGAAUGAAUUUUAGCUUUAAACUUUUGUAUUUAGAAUUGAUAUGAGGCUAUUAAAGCAUAUUUAUGUAAUAUGGUCCUAAAUUAUAAAGAGAGCAGGCAAAUUGUUCUAUCCCAGAGUUCUCCUCCUCUUCACCUCUUCUAUUUCUUUUCAAAUGAACUCCGGUUUAACACUAGAAACUAUGUGCUGCAAGUACAUUAACUCAAACAUGGUGCAACCUGCCACAGAAGUAUUAAUAUCAAUGGAUAACAGUGGCAGGUUGUUGAACAUAAUGGGAGAGAGAGAGAAAGAGGACUCUGAGGGGUAGUUGAGAGGUAGAAAGAAGGGAUUUGUUCAUUAAUGUGAAGAGUAAUCCAGGUCUGCAGCAUUGCUUGUUGGGACAGCUUUGAUGUUUUACAUUAUCUGACUCACUUCUACACAAAGACACACAAACACAUGCACCCUCAUUACGAAGUAAAGAGAUCUCACUUGAAUGUACUUUUACUUACUUUUCUUGCCCCUGUCUGGUUGUAUCCCUGUAUGUUUAACCAUAAAGCUCGGCUCUGCAGUCCUAAACUGUACCUAUUAUGCUUUUUUUUUAUCUUUGCUCAAUACUGUCCAAUGCCAAAUGGCUUUUAUCUUCUUAGUUUUAUUUAUUUUUUUUUUUUUUCAUUUCAAAUUUCCAGUUAGUUGAGUUGAUAUCAUUAUCAUAAACGUCCUCUACUUAACACAGUGGAACAUUCAUUGAGAGUGUCACUUCAUACUUGCCUGAAAUUUACAUGCAUUUCCACUAAGGGAGGACUUGUCACCGCUAGUGCUUUUCUUGCAAUCUUGAUGAACUUGGGUACUUUUUUAAUAUAAAGUAAUAAUAUUGUAUUCAACUGAAAGAACCCAGGUUGUUUUGCUGUUAGGGUAUGAUAUGCCUUCAUGAUCUGUUGGUAAAUGCUGGUGUGCAAUUUUCAGAAAAAUUGGCAAACCAACUAUGCCUGUGCCUGGUGUCAUUAUGCUUGCCAUGGUAAAAACUACUGUGUGGAGAGUCUGUGUCCGCUUAUUAGCUGUGAUUCUUUUUAAAGCUAUUCAUUGUAAAAUUGUGACAAUGGUGUGAUUGUCCUGUCUGUCACAAAUAGACCAUUUUGAAAGCCCAUUCUAGCCCAUUCCAUUUUAGUGUAACAAAUGUGUAAAUGCUAAUCAAAUCAGGCACUCAGUUAAAGUCAAGUUCUGUGUCCCAUGUGCUCUUGCAUCGUCAGCUAUUGCAAUGGCAAUUAAACAUCAGCACUGUGUUCUCUAAUGUAUUGGCAUAUAACUUAAGGGUCAGCGUAUUGACACAAGGCAGUAAGGCCCUUCUUUUAUCAUGUCUACAGCACACACUAGCAUCUGCACCAAUAGAAAGUGUGGGCUUGUACAGCCUUGCUAAUUACUACUGAUCUCUUGAACUCUGUACAGAAAAAAAAGAAAAAACCUGAUUGCAUGGAACCUUGUUACUGUAAUUAAUAACCUAUACAGUAUAUUUAAUUUUUUUAAUAAUGACUUAAAUUAAACAUCUUCACCAACAGAAAGAGAA